Molecule: messenger RNA, 1596 nt
Organism: Pipistrellus nathusii (Nathusius's pipistrelle)
Lineage: Eukaryota; Metazoa; Chordata; Mammalia; Chiroptera; Vespertilionidae
Source: the annotation of a GenBank genome assembly
AUGGCGGCCGUGAAGAGCCUGAACCCCAAAGCCGAGGUGGCCCGGGCCCAGGCGGCGUUGGCGGUCAACAUCAGCGCGGCCCGGGGCCUGCAGGACGUGCUGAGGACCAACCUGGGGCCUAAAGGCACCAUGAAGAUGCUUGUUUCUGGCGCUGGAGACAUCAAGCUGACUAAAGACGGCAAUGUGCUUCUGCAUGAGAUGCAAAUUCAACACCCAACAGCCUCCCUAAUAGCCAAAGUCGCGACAGCCCAGGAUGACAUAACUGGCGACGGUACCACGUCCAACGUCCUAAUCAUUGGAGAACUGCUGAAACAGGCGGAUCUCUACAUUUCUGAAGGUCUUCAUCCCAGAAUAAUAACAGAAGGAUUUGAAGCUGCAAAGGAAAAGGCACUUCAGUUUUUGGAACAAGUAAAAGUAAGCAAAGAGAUGGACAGGGAAACACUCAUCGAUGUGGCCAGAACAUCUCUGCGUACUAAAGUUCAUGCGGAACUUGCUGAUGUCUUAACAGAGGCUGUAGUUGAUUCCAUUUUGGCCAUUAAAAAACAAGAUGAACCUAUUGACCUCUUCAUGGUUGAGAUCAUGGAAAUGAAACAUAAAUCUGAAACUGAUACAAGCUUAAUCAGAGGUCUUGUUUUGGACCAUGGGGCACGGCAUCCAGAUAUGAAAAAAAGAGUAGAAGAUGCAUAUAUCCUUACAUGCAAUGUGUCAUUAGAAUAUGAAAAAACAGAAGUGAAUUCUGGCUUUUUUUACAAGAGUGCAGAAGAGAGGGAGAAACUAGUAAGAGCUGAAAGAAAAUUCAUUGAAGAUAGAGUUAAAAAAAUAAUAGACCUGAAAAAGAAAGUCUGUGGUGACUCAAAUAAAGGUUUUGUUGUUAUUAAUCAAAAGGGAAUUGACCCAUUUUCCUUAGAUGCUCUUGCAAAAGAAGGCAUAGUAGCUCUGCGCAGAGCGAAAAAAAGAAAUAUGGAAAGGCUGACUCUUGCUUGUGGUGGAGUAGCUCUAAAUUCUUUUGAGGACCUAAGUCCUGAUUGUUUGGGACAUGCAGGACUUGUCUAUGAGUAUACAUUGGGAGAAGAGAAGUUCACCUUCGUUGAGAAAUGUAACAAUCCUCGCUCAGUUACAUUAUUGGUCAAAGGACCAAAUAAGCACACACUCACUCAAAUCAAAGAUGCAAUAAGAGAUGGCUUGAGGGCUGUUAAAAACGCUAUUGAUGAUGGCUGUGUGGUUCCAGGUGGUGGUGCAGUGGAAGUGGCAAUGUCACACGCCCUCGUGAAAUACAAGCCCAGCAUAAAGGGCAGGGCCCAGCUUGGAGUUCAAGCGUUUGCUGACGCAUUGCUCAUUAUUCCCAAGGUUCUUGCUCAGAAUUCUGGUUUUGAUCUUCAGGAAACACUAGUUAAAGUUCAAGCAGAACAUUCGGAAUCAGGUCAACUUGUGGGUGUGGACUUGAACACAGGUGAGCCAAUGGUAGCAGCAGAAGUGGGCGUAUGGGAUAACUAUUGUGUAAAGAAACAGCUUCUUCACUCCUGCACUGUGAUUGCCACCAACAUACUCCUGGUUGAUGAGAUCAUGCGAGCUGGAAUGUCUUCUCUAAAAGGCUGA